Molecule: messenger RNA, 757 nt
Organism: Peromyscus leucopus (white-footed mouse)
Lineage: Eukaryota; Metazoa; Chordata; Mammalia; Rodentia; Cricetidae
Gene: Fkbp11
Product: FKBP prolyl isomerase 11
Exons: 6
Coding region: 130-738 (202 amino acids)
Biological process (GO): protein peptidyl-prolyl isomerization
Molecular function (GO): peptidyl-prolyl cis-trans isomerase activity
Source: RefSeq, a predicted model, not a curated record
GGAGGAGGAGCUCACUCCUUGCGACCCGCCCACACCAGUCUGGCCUGGAGCUGAGGCAACGCGUCCUGGUCGCCUGCAUCCGAACAGCUUGCCUGCCCUGGUGCCCCGGUGCUCCGACCUCGUCCGGUCAUGUCCCUGCGCCCCUUGCUCUGCCCGCUCCGACUGCUGCUGCUGCUGCCGCUGCUCAGUGGGGCGGUGUGCCGGGCUGAGGCUGGGCCAGAAACCGAAAGUCCCGUCCGGACCCUCCAAGUGGAGACCCUGGUACAGCCCCCUGAGUCGUGUACGGAAUCCGCUGCCUUGGGAGACACGCUCCACAUACACUACACGGGCAGCUUGGUAGAUGGACGCAUUAUUGACACCUCUCUGACCAGAGAUCCUCUGGUUAUAGAACUUGGCCAAAAGCAGGUGAUUCCAGGUCUGGAGCAGAGCCUUCUGGACAUGUGUGUGGGAGAGAAGCGAAGAGCCGUCAUUCCUUCUCACCUGGCCUAUGGAAAGCGAGGGUACCCGCCAUCUAUCCCAGCCGAUGCCGUGGUGCAGUAUGAUGUGGAGCUGAUUGCAUUGAUUCGAGCCAACUACUGGCAAAAGCUGCUGAAGGGCAUUUUGCCCCUGGUGGGCAUGGCUAUGGUGCCAGCCCUCCUGGGCCUGAUUGGGUAUCACUUAUACAGAAAGGCCAGCAGACCCAAGGUCUCCAAAAAGAAGCUGAAAGAAGAGAAGCGGAACAAGAGUAAAAAGAAAUAAAUAGUGAUCGUUAAGAAAA